GUUGACGUUUUUUGACAAUCCGUUACCUGUUGACUGUUUUUAUAUUUAUAGUCUAAUUUUUCUCUUCUUCAAAGUUUUCCUUUAUCGAUUGUAUUUUCCAACAAAUAAGAAUAGAUAAUUGUAUCAUUGUCUCGUUUAUUUGCGUAGUUAUCUGAUUAUUUUAGUAAUCAAUAACGGUUGUGCUUGGCCCCUCCCUUCCUGCAUUUUGUUGACGAAAGUUUCCCUAUAGAAAAGCUUGAUAACUAUUUAUGGAUAUGGUUGUCUCAAACCUACAGCAACAAAGAGCCAUCACCGAGCAACUACGCCGGGAAGCAGCUAUAAAAAGGAUGCCUGUAUCUCAGGCCAUCAAAGAAAUUGUAAAGUAUAUACAGGAACAUGAGCAAGAUGAUUGCCUUGUUGUUGGCUUUUCUAGUCAAAGGGUCAAUCCCUUUCGUGAAAAAACCCCUUGCUCCGUUUUGUAAGUGCCUGGCAGGGGGUAGUUAAUAUGAAGGGCAUUUAAAAAACCUGUUGUAAUUUUUUGGGUCAAUAAUUAUUAUCCCUAAUAACCUUUUAUUUGUAAUUUAAUAUUUGAUUGUGUAAUCUGUAUAUUUUUGUUUCUUUAUUGACUUUACGAAUAUGUUAGUUUAAUUUACAGAAAACUUAUUGUAUUUUGAUGUAGCAUGAAUAUCUUGAAAUUGAUGUUUCCUUGGACCUUUACACCACCUUUUUUAUUUUUAUUGUCAAUGACUAUAAUUAUUUAUAAUUAAUAACAUUCCUGUGCCUACCUAUUGGGCAGAUAAAUUCUGCCUUAAGCAUUAUAUCUGUGAAAUCAAAUCAUGUGAAGCCUAUAGUAGAAAAAGACUAGUUAAUCAAAAAUAAAAUAUUAUACAUUUAAAA
Anthonomus grandis grandis is the source of this 876-nucleotide messenger RNA. Its product is annotated as guanine nucleotide-binding protein subunit gamma-1-like. Gene Ontology annotation, molecular function: G-protein beta-subunit binding. The transcript is spliced from 2 exons. Gene Ontology annotation, biological process: G protein-coupled receptor signaling pathway. Gene Ontology annotation, cellular component: heterotrimeric G-protein complex. The record is from RefSeq and is a predicted model, not a curated record. Bases 249 to 461 code for a protein of 70 amino acids. NCBI's taxonomy places the organism in Eukaryota, Metazoa, Arthropoda, Insecta, Coleoptera, Curculionidae.